Messenger RNA from Pogona vitticeps (central bearded dragon), 1878 nucleotides. The record is from RefSeq and is a predicted model, not a curated record. NCBI's taxonomy places the organism in Eukaryota, Metazoa, Chordata, Lepidosauria, Squamata, Agamidae.
GAGUUGCAAGCUGCCUUGGAACUACAAUGCAUUCAGAACAACCAAUUUUCUGUGGCUUUAGAACAUGAACAGUCAGCAAACAGUAAUCUCCGCAAAGAACUUCAAAUUGAGCAUUCUCGCUGUGAGGCUCUGUUGUCCCAAGAACAAAAUAAACUUUUGGAAUUGCAGAAGAAUAUAGAGCUUGAGAAGAAACGUAAUUUAGAACUUUUAAGUGCUUUGAAUCAUGAACGUGUUUUAACAGAACAACUGAGCAUGAGGAUAAAUGAAUGUUCAUCUUGUAAGCAUAAAGAUUCAUUACAGGAAUUGCAAGUCCAGUUGUAUAGAGAAAGGUCUCAUGCUAGGGAACUUUUGGCUACAAUUGAGAAGACACAGAAACAGGUACUUGGUUCUAAAAAAAUGGGUGAAAUACAAAUGUACAGUGAAGAGCCUCAAAAAAAUCAAGAGCUGCAUGUUACAAUGGGUCUGCAAAAUAAAGAACAGGAAAUUCAACAUGCUUUGGAAAUGCAGAGGAAGAAAGAGGCACAAAUGAAAAAGGAAUGCGGACAAUUGCAAUUGGACCUCAGAUUACUGAGAGAUCAGGAGAACAGGACAGAACAAACAGUAAGAGAUGGAAGGCAUAAGCAACACACAUUUAGUAAAUUAAAUGAAAUGCAAGAUGCUCAAGAAAGUCAGUGGAAAUGCAACACUGGAAGAAUCAAGGCACUGCAACAGAUGGUCAGAGACUUGAAGGAGCAGAGAAAAUACUUCAGUGAUCAUAGAAACCAACAUAAACCUCCUUCUUCAAAUAAGUAUGCCAACAUAUGCUCUGCAACAGACACUAUAGAGCUGCAUGAAGAACAAAAGAAAUUACAGAAUAUCAGAGAGCAAUUGAUUUCUGUAGCUGCUUAUCUUUCUGAGUUUGUAUAUAAAACUGUAGACAAAACUAUUAACUGGCCUGCAUCAAGUGAUGAAACAAUUGCCACUUUGCUGAAUAUUCUUGAACUUGAAGCAGAACUAUCAACAUCUUUCAAACCUGUGGGGGAAAAACCGGAUUUGCAGAACUGUAUAAAAGCAACAGAGUACGAAGCCACCAAACAUAACUUGGUGAUGGAAAACAAAUCAGUUAUGGCAUCUUCCAAUCUAAAGAUGCAAAAAUUAUAUAGAAAGUAUUUGAGAGCAGAGAGCUUUCGGAAAGCUCUAGUUUAUCAGAAGAAAUACCUUCUGCUGCUCCUGGGAGGAUUCCAAGAAUGUGAGCAAGCAACUCUGUCCCUGAUAGCUCGUAUGGGCAUUUAUCCUUCCCCUCCUGAUUUAAAUGUUUCUGAAUCACGGGGCUAUUUUUUCAUCAAGUUUAGAUCUGCGGUCAGAGUGAUUAUUGCAAUAUCAAGGUUAAAGUUUUUGGUGAAAAAAUGGCAUAAAGUAAGUAAGAAAGGAUUGGCAUCAGAGUCCAUUUCUCCCAGCACUGGACACAGCUCAUAUCUCAGAACGAGAGUAGAAGCUCUAAAACAGCCUUUACCAAUUGAUGCUAGUCAAGAAGCUGGAUGCUGCAAUAUAAAUGGCUUCAUGGGACUUACAAACUGCUCACCUCAAUCAUCACAUUUCUUCCAUGACAGAUCCACUAGCUCUGCUUUUCAAGUUUCAUCUAAAGAUCCUGAGCAGUCAUUAACUGACUACGUUGCCCGUUUGGAGACCAUUCAGCAGAGACUAGGAAUUCUUAUGCUAGGACAGGCUCCACAGCAAGAAAGCCUUUAAUUGUAGUGAGAACUCAUCCUGGAUCUGAACUACAGAAAACAUCUGCCACCACAUUAUUCUCUGGUGAAUGCCUUGUGUGAGCCAUAUACCUGCCUUCGUAGAGUCUGACAGCAUUGAUGUUCAGUUGAAUAAAACACUCUGUGUCUAUAA